This is a messenger RNA of Alternaria infectoria, 1524 nucleotides long. RefSeq lists its product as uncharacterized. The coding region runs from base 1 to 1524 and encodes 507 amino acids. The transcript has 2 exons. Gene Ontology annotation, biological process: transmembrane transport. NCBI's taxonomy places the organism in Eukaryota, Fungi, Ascomycota, Dothideomycetes, Pleosporales, Pleosporaceae. Gene Ontology annotation, molecular function: transmembrane transporter activity. Gene Ontology annotation, cellular component: membrane. The record is from RefSeq and is a predicted model, not a curated record.
AUGGUGCUCAUCUUCAUCAUCGUCGCAGUCGUCGAUGUGGGUGCCUACCUUGCCGAGCCACCUCUGACACGUCUAUUUGAGGAGAAUCUAUGUCUCAAGUACUACCGCGAACAAGACCCUUCGGUGAUCGAUGGCGACGGAAGCAUACCAGAGCAGCUGUGCAAGGUGGAUGUGGUGCAGCAGAGACUCGCCACCAUUUUUGGCUGGCAGGACAUGUUCAGCGCGAUACCGGGCAUUCUUUUGGCUGUACCAUAUGGCACUUGGGCAGACAAAGUAGGGCGGAAGUGGAUCGUCACAGCAAGCUUGGUCGGGUUGGACCUUGCCUUCGUCUGGGUGAUGAUAAUAAGUAAGACGGCAUUGCACGAAUCUUGUACAUAUGCUAACGUAUGGGUAGCCUACUUCAAUUCUCUCCCUUUACAGCUGACGUGGUUCUCGAGCGCCUUCACGAUCAUCGGCGGCGGUCCAAUCGUAGCCAUGGCUAUCGGUGUAACGAUGAUCUCCGACAUCGUACCUCCAGAAAAGCGAACGACGGUCUUCCUAUACCUGACGGCCUGUGUCCUUGUUGCAGAAAUGCUGGCACCGAUAAUGGCAGCGAGGCUGAUGGAGAGCGGGAACUGGCUGCCUCUGCUAUUGUCACUAGCGAUACAGCUUAUGGGGGUUGUUGUGGCUUUGUUCGUCCCCGAGACGCUGCACCUGCGCGAUCUGCCUGAACCCAAGGACAGCGGAGACCAGGUCUUCGAGCUACAGCCCACGCCUACAACCAGCCACUUUUCGCUGCGAGCACAACUCCGCAACUUCCAGGAUGCAGUGCACUUCCUGAGGAGCGAUUGGACCUUGAGCUUGGUCGUCCUUACGUUCUUGGCCAAUAGACUGGGCAGACAGUGCAUCUCGCUCUUGGUCCGUUAUGCUUCAAAGCGUUACAACUGGGAGAUCAAGAAGGCCGCCUACUUGCUCUCAUUCCGCGCAGCCACCAACUUGGUGGCUGUCACUAUCUUGAUCCCACUAGCAAACUUCUUCCUCUUGAAGAAGCUGCGAUUCCCUGCACACUGGGCCGAUCUCUGGAUCGCACGCGGAUCCAUAGCUUUUACUACCAUUGCCUUCUUCGUCAUGGGUAUUGCCGCGCAUCCUUCACUUCUGAUCAUUGGGCUUCUCAUUUACAACAUGGGAACUGGCUACACCGCUGCAAUGCGAUCUGUUUCCAUUCAUGUUGUGGGCGGUCAGUCGAGUCCUGAUAUUGGCAAACUCAUGAGCACCAUUGCGAUUGCAGAAAGUAUUGGCGCCAUGAUCGCGGGCCCACUGCUGAGCGAGCUGUUCCAGGUGGGUAUUGGUCUUGGCGGCGCCUGGCUUGGUUUGCCUUUCUUGAUCUCCGUUGUGGUAUUCGCGUUCAUGACUAUCGUAACGAACUAUAUUGACGUGGGGGAUAAAGAACCGUCUUAUGUGCCAGUGCAUGACGAGGACGAGGAAGAGAUACGCACGAGUGCGCUGGACCACGAGGAACUCGCCAGGCAUAGAGACCUGCCAUGA